AUGUUGGAAACGAUCAAUGGACAAUAUAUUGUUCUUGGAGUAUGUUGUUUGAUCGGUACUCUUGCUCUGACUACACAAUGGUUUGUAUUAGUACCUUCUCUAGGAGGUUGGUCUUCACCACAAACACUCAAGUCUCUUGGACCUUUGAAUCUUGGUAUUUUGGUUCUAUCCUAUUAUUAUUAUUUGGCCAUUGUUACUGAUCCUGGGAAAGUACCGGAAGGUUGGGAACCUCCGUAUUCAUUGAUACAACGACCUGAAGAAGUCCAAUCAAGUAAAGGUGAAACUGGUCCUAGGUUUUGUCGUUCUUGUGAUGCUUAUAAACCUCCUCGUGCUCAUCAUUGCCGUGUCUGUCGACGUUGUGUGUUAAAGAUGGAUCAUCAUUGUCCUUGGAUAAACAAUUGUGUUGGUCAUGGAAACUAUCCUCACUUUAUUCGUUUCGUCUUCUCCGUCAGUCUGACUUGUGGUUAUGCGUUGUAUCUCUUAGUCUGGCGAUUGAUUCAAAUCCUCGAUAUGAAUAGUCAAACUGAUAACCUUUUUUUUUAUUAUUCCAUUUUAUUUAAGCAAAAUGCUCUUAGACCUGUGAAAAGGACGGAAAUGAUUUUUAUGGUGAUUGAUAUAGUUGGUGUUUUUAUCACAGUUUUCUCAGUAUCAAUCCUUUCUGUCUAUCAUGGUUAUUGUGUCAUCAAAGGUCAAAGUACUAUUGAAGCUUGGGAAAGAUCAAAAGUCAAGAAUUUGAUUAAAAAGAAGAAAAUCAUGCCGGUCGACUUUCCUUAUGAUCUUGGACCCUUUAGAAAUAUCGCCUCUGUACUAGGAAACAAUAUCCUUCUUUGGCCUUUUCCCUUGUCUAGUAUAGGAGAUGGAUUGACAUAUACUUUAUUGCCCAAUACUGGUAAUCACUAUUUUUUUUUUUUUUAA
Molecule: messenger RNA, 915 nt
Organism: Halteromyces radiatus
Lineage: Eukaryota; Fungi; Mucoromycota; Mucoromycetes; Mucorales; Cunninghamellaceae
Product: zf-DHHC-domain-containing protein
Exons: 4
Coding region: 1-915 (304 amino acids)
Molecular function (GO): palmitoyltransferase activity
Source: RefSeq, a predicted model, not a curated record